AUCAGGGUGAGGUUCAGCUCAGCAGAGGCCAGGAUCCAUCACUCUCACAGCUAAAAAACAAGGACUUGGGUUGAUCCAGACACAGCCAUGGCUCUCAAAAGAUCCUACCCCACGCUCCUGCUGUCCUUUGUCCUGCUGGGGGCUUGGCUAGCUCUGGCCAGUGGGCAGUCCCAGUCCUGGAAUAACGACCGAUUCCUGAGGCGGCACUGGGACAACCCAAAGACCCAAGCCACCACCAACACCACUUACUGUGACCUGCAAACAAGUGCUCGGGGAUUAGCCAAGAAGAACAACAUCUUCAUCCACGCGCGCAUUGCAGUCAUCAACAACGUCUGCACAACGGGUGGGAGACCCUCCAUUCGCAACCAACGUCAGAGCAUCCGUCGCUUCAGGCUCACCGUCUGCAAAUUUAACGCGAACAGAAGCACUUAUACCGAGACACCCUUAACCCGCCGAAUUGUCGUCUUCUGUAGGAAUAAGCUCCCUGUGCGCCUUGUGCGGAUCGUUAGGUUCCGACCCUCGGUGUAGAGAGCAGACGGGGGAAGGGGGACUUCCUCUAAUCCCACCCCGUCCCUUCCACACUGGCCACCCCAUCCCUCUCCUCACCCGGCUCUGAACAUUGGUCUGAUUGCUGAUGUGUCUCCACCCCUAGUGUCCAUUAUACAGUAUAACCACCCCUUCCCCAUCUUGCACUCCCUUCUGCCACAAACAACCAUCUAAAAACAUGUCCUUUAGAA
Messenger RNA from Malaclemys terrapin pileata, 737 nucleotides. RefSeq names its product ribonuclease-like. The coding region runs from base 88 to 528 and encodes 146 amino acids. Lineage: Eukaryota; Metazoa; Chordata; Testudines; Emydidae. Gene Ontology annotation, molecular function: nucleic acid binding. The record is from RefSeq and is a predicted model, not a curated record. The transcript is spliced from 2 exons.